Dentiscutata erythropus is the source of this 937-nucleotide messenger RNA. The record is from the annotation of a GenBank genome assembly. Lineage: Eukaryota; Fungi; Glomeromycota; Glomeromycetes; Diversisporales; Gigasporaceae.
UGAGCAAACAUAUAAACUUUUUUGCAUGGGAAAUCCUUUAUUGGAUAUUUGUGUCAAUGCUGACGAAGAAUUACUUAAGAAAUAUGAAGAAUUAGUAAAUAAUUAUAAGGUUGAAUAUGUAGCGGGAGGAGCAACUCAAAAUACUGGUCGAUCGGUUCAGUAUCUUCUUCCAUCAAAAACAACUAUUUAUUUUGGUUGUGUUGGUAAAGAUAAGUAUGCUGAUAUAAUGCGUAAAGUAGCAGAAAAGGAUGGUUUGAUAGUUGAUUAUUUAGUUGAUAAUGAACAUCCAACUGGAACUUGUGCUGUUAUUAUUACUGGUUACAAUAGAUCAUUAAUAGCAAAUUUGUCUGCAGCUAAUCAUUAUCAAAAAUCUAAACAUUUGGAUUUACCAGAAAAAUGGAAAAUAGUUGAAAAUGCAAAAUUUUAUUAUAUUGGAGGAUUCUUUUUAACUGUUUCUCCUGAUUCAAUGUUGAAAGUUGCUAAACAUGCUGCUGAAAAUAACAAGCCAUUUAUGACAAAUUUAUCAGCUCCUUUCUUAUGUCAAGUGCCAGCUUUUAAAAAUUCCAUGAAAGAACUUGUUCCUUAUUGGGAUAUAAUUUUUGGUAAUGAAUCAGAAGCUGAAGCAUUUGCUAUCUCCGAAAAUUGGGAGAAUACUAAAUUUCCUAGAGUUGCCAUAAUUACUCAAGGUUCAGAACCAACCAUAGUUGCAUAUCAAGAAACUGGUAAAGUAGAAGAAAUUCCAGUUAUUCCUAUUGAUAAAAAAGAAAUUGUUGAUACUAAUGGUGCAGGUGAUACUUUUGUUGGUGGAUUUUUAAGUCAAUUCAUUCAAGGAAAGAGUAUUAAAGAUUCUAUUAAAGCUGGUCAUUGGUUAGCUAAUAUUAAUCUUAAACGUAUUGGUUCUAGUUUACCAGAUGAGAAAAUUCCUUAUCCUUGUUAA